CCGCCUCCUUCGCUCAACCCGCGAGGGAAGCUAGGCGAGGCGAGCGGCCGGCGGCGGCGAAGUUGCUUUUGAGGGGAGCCCGAGAUGACCGGUUCUAACGAGUUCAAGCUGAACCAGCCGCCCGAGGACGGCAUCUCCUCGGUGAAGUUCAGCCCCAACACCUCCCAGUUCCUGCUGGUGUCUUCCUGGGACACGUCCGUGCGCCUCUACGAUGUGCCAGCCAACUCCAUGCGGCUCAAGUACCAGCACACCGGCGCCGUCCUGGACUGCGCCUUCUACGAUCCAACCCAUGCCUGGAGUGGGGGAUUAGACCAUCAACUGAAAAUGCAUGAUUUGAACACUGAUCAAGAAAAUCUUGUUGGAACACAUGAUGCACCUAUCAGAUGUGUUGAAUACUGCCCAGAAGUGAAUGUGAUGGUUACUGGGAGUUGGGAUCAGACAGUUAAAUUGUGGGACCCCAGAACUCCAUGUAAUGCUGGAACCUUCUCUCAGCCUGAAAAGGUGUACACCCUGUCGGUGUCGGGGGACCGGCUGAUCGUGGGCACUGCGGGCCGCAGAGUGCUGGUGUGGGACCUGCGGAACAUGGGCUACGUGCAGCAGCGCCGUGAGUCCAGCCUGAAGUACCAGACCCGCUGCAUCCGCGCCUUUCCCAACAAACAGGGUUAUGUCUUGAGCUCCAUUGAAGGACGAGUGGCAGUUGAGUACUUGGACCCCAGCCCUGAGGUGCAGAAGAAGAAGUAUGCCUUUAAGUGUCACCGACUGAAAGAAAAUAAUAUCGAGCAGAUCUACCCUGUCAACGCCAUUUCCUUUCACAACAUACACAAUACAUUUGCCACAGGCGGUUCUGAUGGAUUUGUGAAUAUUUGGGAUCCAUUUAACAAAAAGCGACUGUGCCAGUUCCACCGGUACCCCACCAGCAUCGCGUCCCUUGCCUUCAGCAAUGACGGGACGACGCUUGCAAUAGCAUCAUCAUAUAUGUAUGAAAUGGAUGACACGGAACAUCCUGAAGAUGGUAUCUUCAUUCGCCAAGUGACAGAUGCAGAAACAAAACCCAAGUCACCCUUGUACUUGACAAGAUUUCAUGUACAUAAGUGCCAUGCUGAUGAUGAUAAAAAAUUCCUGCUCCUCAAUGGUACAUUUAAGGAAGACAGGGAAAAAUAUUAAUUUAAAUAUUAUAAGAACCUGAAAAUAAUGGAAAAGAGUUUUUUGGGUUUUUUCCUCCCCCCAAAUGAGCCCUUUUUUAAGCGCACGAGAUGGUUUGAUGGUUGCUGCAUUAAAUGUAUUCAGGCAAACAAAAUUGGAGGGCAGUGACUGCACUUUUGAGAAUCACUUUUGACCUUAUUUUUGUUUCCACUGUGGAAAUAAAUGUUUGGAAAUAAAUAUAGGUAAUAAAAAACCCCUUUGCAUUCUUUCUGGACCUUAAAUGGUAGAGGAAAAGGCUCUUGAGCCAUUUGUUUCUUUUGCUGGUCAUAGUUGCUAAUUCUAAAGCUGCUUCAGACUGCCUCAUGAGGAGGUUAAUCUACAAUUAAACAAUAUUUCCUCUCGGCCGUCCAUUAUUUUCUGAAGCAGAUGGUUCAUCAUUUCCUGGGCUGUUAAACAAAGCGAGGUUAAGGUUAGACUCUUGGGAAUCAGCUAGUUUUCAAUCUUAUUAGGGUGCAGAAGGAAAACUAAUAAGAAAACCUCCUAACAUCAUUUUGAGACUGUAAACAAUUAUUUAUUAGCAAACAAUUGAUCCCAGAAGGGCAAAUUGUUUGAGUCAGUAAUGAGCUGAGAAAAGACAGAGCAUAUCUGUGUAUUUGGAAAAAUAAUUGUAACGUAAUUGCAGUACAUUUAGACAGGCAUCUAUUUGGACCUGUUUCUAUCUCUAAAUGAAUUUUUGGAAACAUUAAUGAGGUUUACAUAUUUCUCUGACAUUUAUAUAGUUCUCAUGUCCAUUUCAGUUGCCCAGCCGCUGGUGAUUAAGGUUAAAAAGAAAAAAAAUUAUAGUGAGAAUGAGAUUCAUUUCAGUGUAAUGUCCUAAAGCAAAACACGAACUUAGCUUGGCCUGUUUUAGGUAGCCUCAAGUGUGUUUUUGUUGUCAAACUUUUUUUAAUAUUUGCAAAUGUAUGUCUCUGAAUAGGAUUUGUAACUUUAUUGAAAUUUACUUUAUCCGUGAUGUGUUUUUAACAUUUGUUUUGAUGCAGACAGAGGUCUUUUAAUUUUUAAGUAUUUCACCAAAAGCUUAGGGUAAGUCUGAACCCAGCUUUUGAAACGUGUUUUCUUCUUUGCAGGUCCACCUAGUCAUCUUGUGAAUGUGGCCUCCGCGGGCAGCUUUGCUUUGCUUCCUGCAAAUACGCGCUGCCCUUAUGGACCCGCUGCAGUGGCUGCGGGCACCUUCUGUAGUAUGUGGGUUUCUUUUCUUUUCUUUUUUUUUUUGUCUCACAAAAAACUUGUCUGCGUCCUUGCGUACCAGCUCUGUGUAAGAUGAGGAGUCCCGUGUCCUUGUACAGUAGGCUGGAGGGUGGUUCCCCCUCCGCCAGCCCAGUGCUGUUUUUGAGCAGCUUGAGCUCUUUUUGUAAAAUAAUCCAAACCUGUUAUUUCCGCGCGGUCUAAUAAAUCAGAGAUCCAGAACCCUUAAA
Condylura cristata (star-nosed mole) is the source of this 2618-nucleotide messenger RNA. RefSeq names its product BUB3 mitotic checkpoint protein (gene BUB3). Gene Ontology annotation, cellular component: bub1-bub3 complex; kinetochore; mitotic checkpoint complex. The record is from RefSeq and is a predicted model, not a curated record. NCBI's taxonomy places the organism in Eukaryota, Metazoa, Chordata, Mammalia, Eulipotyphla, Talpidae. Gene Ontology annotation, biological process: mitotic spindle assembly checkpoint signaling. Gene Ontology annotation, molecular function: ubiquitin binding. The coding region runs from base 85 to 1164 and encodes 359 amino acids. The transcript has 8 exons.